Messenger RNA from Hirundo rustica (Barn swallow), 3325 nucleotides. It is a transcript of the gene TRIM7, whose product is annotated as tripartite motif containing 7. Lineage: Eukaryota; Metazoa; Chordata; Aves; Passeriformes; Hirundinidae. Bases 173 to 1606 code for a protein of 477 amino acids. The transcript is spliced from 8 exons. The record is from RefSeq and is a predicted model, not a curated record. Gene Ontology annotation, molecular function: zinc ion binding; protein binding.
CGCGGCCGCCGCCGGUUUCCUUCGCCGGACCCCGUCCCGCUGGGACCCCGCGGCCACCCGGCUGGCCGCCCAGCUGGCCCCCGCUAGAGCCGUCCCGACUCAAACCCCCGGGCGAUUCGGGCGCUUUGCGAGGACGCCCCUUCCCGACGCCUCCGCUCCGAGGAGAGAGGCCAUGGCAGCCGUGUUCCUUCCCGGGAACCUCCAGGACGAGGCCACUUGCUCCGUGUGCCUGGAGUUCUUCAAGGACCCCGUGUCCAUCGAGUGCGGGCACAACUUCUGCCGGGCGUGCAUCGUCAAGAGCUGGCAGGACCUGGAGAUGGAUUUCCCGUGCCCGCAGUGCCGGGAGGUUUUCCAGCAGAAGAGUUUCCGCCCCAACCGGCAGCUGGCGAACAUGUCCGAGAUCAUCAGCCAGUUCACGCUGCGCGGGGCCAAGGGCGCCGAGGAGGACGGGCUCUGCCCCAAGCACCGCGAGGCGCUCAAGCUCUACUGCAAGGACGACCGCAGGACCAUCUGCGUGGUGUGCGACCGCUCCCGGGAGCACCGGCCCCACGCCGUGGUGCCCGUGGACGAGGCUUCCGAGGAGUACAAGGAGAAAAUCCAGGCGCGCUUGGAUUUCCUGAGGAAGGAGAGGCAGGAGCUGCUGGAGUUCAAAGUGAACGACGAUAAGAAAACCCAGGAGCUGCUGAAAACCAUCGAGACCGAGCGGCAGAAGCUGCUCUUGGACUUUGAGCGGCUGCGGCAGUUCCUGCACGACCAGGAGCACAUCCUGCUGGGGCAGCUGGAGAAGAUGGAGAAGAACAUCUCUAAGAGGCAGAACGAGAACAUCACCGACCUCUCCAAGGAGAUCACGCUCCUCAACAAGCUCAUCACCGAGCUGGAGGAGAAAAUCCAGCAGCCCAUGCUUGAGUUCCUCAAGGAUGUGAUGGGUGUCAUAAGCAGGAGCGAUGACGUGAAGUGCCACAAGCCUGUCCCCGUCUGCACCGACAUGAAGAUACAUGUCUGCAACUUCUCCCUCAAAACUGUCGUCCUUGAGAAGGUCUUGAAGAAAUUCCGAGAACACCUGCAGGACGAGCUGGGAAGAGGUGAAAAAGAGGACCUGACCCUGGACCCUGACUCUGCCAACCACCUGCUGAUCCUCUCCGCUGACCUCAAGAGCGUGCGGAUGGGCUGCAGGAAGCAGGAGCUGCCCGACAACCCCAAGCGCUUCGACACCAACUCGCGGGUCUUGGCCAGCACGGGUUUCAAGUCGGGGCGGCACUACUGGGAGGUGGAGGUGGGGCCCUCGGACGGCUGGGCCUUCGGCGUGGCCAGGGAGUCGGUCCGCAGGAAGGGGCUGACGCAGUUCUCCCCCGAGGAGGGCAUCUGGGCCGUGCAGCAGAACGGGGGCCGCUACUGGGCCGUCACCUCGCCCCAGCGCACCCCGCUGUGCCUCAGCCACAAGCUCAGCCGCGUCCGCGUCUACCUGGACUACGAGGGGGAGGAGGUUUCCUUCUACGACGCCGAGAACAUGCAGCACAUCUUCACCUUCAACGUGGCCUUCCAGGAGAAGGUGUUCCCUCUCUUUUCGGUCUGUUCCACUGUCACCUACAUCAAACUGUGCCCCUGAGGUGCCUCGGGGCGUGCCGGGGAAGGGCCCGGCCCCUGGGUGAGCUCAAGGGACUCGGAUCAGCCUGGCUUGGUGGGAUGCGGGCUGGGGGGUGGGCAGCCAGGUGGUCAGGAGAGCAUCGCAAGGAGGGUCUUCAGGGCAGGUGAACGCAGAGAGAUGUCCAGCGGUGCCCAGAAAUUGUGGUUGUCAGCUUAAAGAGGGGUUGUGGUCACCAGCUUGAAGGCUGUGGUCUCCAGCUCAAAGGUCGUGGUCAGCAACUCAAAGGCUGAGCCCAGCCCUGGAAAGGGUGACAAGCUCCGCCAGUCAGCGAGAAGGAACCUCCGGGAAGCUUUGGAGUGGCUCCUCCACCCCUUUGGAAGUGCCAGUGGCUGGGAAAUGGAGUAUUUCUGGGGUGAAUCACCUGUGGGAAAGGUGGGAUUGAGCAGGAGCCUUGGGACAUCCAUUCAAGGCAAAACUCAUCUGUUUGUCUACAGAAAAGAAAUCCAGUCAGAAAUUUCCUGGUUCCUUCUCCCACCUGACGUAAUAAUUGUCCCCCAGCAGCUGUUUUUGGGAUAUUGUGAGAGUUGUCUGAGCUGUCCCAGGUGACCACUGUCUGCCAGGUCUGAGUCUGACCUGUCCAGUUUUUGGCUGCUCUCCCUGUCUGGUUCUUCACCCACAGCUCCUCUGGAAGACUCUGGAAAGGUUUAAAAUGUUCUUUUUUUUGGAUUUUUGGGAUUUUUGGGAUGUUUGUCCUGCCGGCCCUGAGCAAGACCCACAUUUGUCCCUCUGGUGCUCCCGAGCUAAGGCCUCUCCAUGGACAAGAAGUUCACAAAAAGUUCACAAAAUAUCCCUCGUGGUUCUCACGCUUUGCGUGGAUUUAGGUGCUGAAUCUUGUGUUCCCUCAGGUUCUCAGCAAAAUCACCCAUUGAUCCUUAUCUCUUGGUUUUGUUUGUUUGUUUGUUUGUUUGUUUUCCCCUGGAAACUCUUGGUCUCUGCCAAGGAGCCAACGCUGAACUUGGAUUUGCUUUGUCCAUUCUAGUUUUGCCAAAAAAAAAAAAAAAAAAAAAAAAAAAGGUGCUUUAAAAAACAAUCAGUGUUUUAUUGCCUGAAGUGCUGGUAAAGCAGGGUUCUGGGGUUGGUCGGCUUUGGAACCUUUUCCACAAAACACAAAAAUCCUUAUAAAUCCUUUCAGGAAAUGACAGCCUUGGGGCAAGGUGGGGGGAAGGAUUAUUUGAUCCAUAAGAACUUUUCCUGGGUGGUUGGAGAUGAAGCAGAAACAUCCCAAAUUUUCAGCUGUUGUGUUGGUUCCUACCCUGAGAUUCAAAUGUAUAUAUUUUACUUAACGAGUUAGCUGGUAUAUCCCCAUUAUUUAAAGGUGCAGCAGUUCUUACAGAGAUGAAGCCACAAGCAGAGGAAUGAAACGUGUGGCUCUCGGGAGCUUCAUCCCCUGCUGAAGCAGCGCUGCUGAAGAAAUGACAGAAAUAAGUGAAAGUCCCUGGAAUAAGGAAGAUAUUCACAGGGCCAUGACUUUUCUGAUGUCAAAAUUGUGUUUGAUUUGAUUUGCAACCACCCAUGUGUGGGAAAUAAAACAUAAAGGUGCUACCUGGGCUCAUCUUCAUAUAUAUACAUUAGAUAUAUGUUUUUUUUAAAAAAAAUUUGUAUAAAUAUAUAUCAUGAUAUAUAUAUGUAUUUAUGUGUUGGGGUGAAGGCAUAUAAAAAUUAUAUAAUAGAACACAAUAC